Messenger RNA from Trifolium pratense (red clover), 5028 nucleotides. RefSeq lists its product as uncharacterized. The transcript has 7 exons. Gene Ontology annotation, biological process: DNA repair; telomere maintenance. The record is from RefSeq and is a predicted model, not a curated record. NCBI's taxonomy places the organism in Eukaryota, Viridiplantae, Streptophyta, Magnoliopsida, Fabales, Fabaceae. Bases 1 to 5028 code for a protein of 1675 amino acids. Gene Ontology annotation, molecular function: DNA helicase activity.
AUGGAUAACCAAAAAAAUCUCAGACAAAAGAGAAAAGCUGUUGUUGAUAACAAGAAAAAAUCUGCAAAGAAACCAACACCUCCAAAACGUUCUUCAACAAAUGAAACAAAAACUCCACUUGCUAAUGUUACCAACACUAGCAAUAUUGAUGUCAACCUCAUCAAUCCAACUCACAUUCAUACACAUCCAAGUACAUCUACAAUUGCUUCCCAAAACUCAAACUUCAAUGUUCCAAGUCAGACACCUCCAUCACAAAUUGUUUUCCCUUUAGCUUCAUCCAAUUUUAUUCGAAAUUGGAAUGCUACUCUCAGACAAAUUGCUUCAAAUGAACCAAAUCCUGCUUUUGGUAACAUGCGACCAAAUCAUAUUGAAGAAAUCAACCAACAAGUUCAUACAGUUCAAAAGGAAGCAACAAAUAAUUCAACUAAACCUGCUGAAGGUUCAACUUCUUCAAGGAUUCAAGUAGAAAAAAAUACUAAUUUGUUAACAUCCUUUUGUAAUGUUAGCCAACCAUCUCAGUUGAACAAUGUUGUGGAACCACCUCCAACAAAACCUCAUUAUCAAACCCGGGGAGUUAAUCUAUACAACAAGUUCACUGCCACACUCAGUGAAAAUCAGACAACUUUAGGAAACAAUGAAGUUGGAACCAAAAAGAAAUCUCAGUAUUCCACAAUUUUUGAGAAUCAUGUAAUUGAAUCUUCUUCUGAUGAGUCUGACACAUCAGACAAUUGUAGCAGUGAUGGACAAUCAGCAUCUGAUGAUGAACAAGAUAUAGAAGAUGAUGAUCAACAAGGUUAUUUUGAUAUAGGUGAUCCUAUAUGGGAAUGCCAACAAUGUGGUGCAUUCAUGUGGUAUCAAGAAAGGAAGAAUAAGAGAAAAGAUUCCAUUACACCUCAAUUCCAGCUAUGUUGCCAUGGAGGCAAAGCUCAACUCCCAUUGCUAGACCAACCACCAGAACUUCUUCAACAUCUAUUAUUUAACUAUCACAGUGCAGACAGCAAAAAUUAUCAGGCUCACACAAGGAUAUAUAACUCAAUGUUUGCUUUCACAUCACCUGGAAUGAAAUUGGAUGAACGGAAAAGAAUUGGUAAAGGUCCACCAACAUUAAGGAUUCAAGGACAAGUUUGUCAUCGAAUUGGGAGCAUGUUGCCGGUUGAAGGUCAACCUCCUAAAUUUGCACAGCUAUAUAUUUAUGACACUGAAAACGAAAUUAAAAACAGAAUGCAGAAUUUCAGCAAUAUCAAAGAUCUUGAUGCAAAUAUUGUUCACAAAUUAAAAGUUAUGCUUGAUGAACACAAUGUUCAUGCAAGAUCAUUUAGAAUGGCUAAACAGACUUUGCAAAAUAAUUUUUUCCAAGACCUAAAGUUUAAACUAAUUUCUGAGAGAACUACAGAUGGUAGGAUUUAUAAUAAGCCAACUGUAUCUGAAGUGGCUGCUCUCAUUGUUGGAGAUAUUGACUCUGCUGCAGAAAGAGAUAUAAUCAUGCAUAAGAGAAGUGGUCAAUUGAAAAGAAUAAAUGAAUUUCAUCCAGCUUAUCUUGCUUAUCAAUAUCCACUGAUUUUCCCAUAUGGUGAAGAUGGUUUCAGGACAGGCAUUCAAUUUAGAUAUAGGCAUGAAACUGAGAUAACCAAAAGGAAUCGUCUUACGAUAAAAGAUUGGCUUUGUUUUAGAAUCCAAAAGCGAAAAAAGGAAGCUCAGACAUUGCUAUGUUCAAGAAGACUUUUCCAACAGUUUUUGGUUGAUGGAUAUACAAUGAUGGAAACUGAGCGUUUGAAUUGGUUAAGGAAAAAUCAGAAUAAACUCAGAGUUGGAAAAUAUCACAAACUAAAGGAAGGAACUCAAAAUCCCAAUAAUGACCCAAAUCAGAAAAGAGGGACAAGAGUUAUCUUGCCUUCUACUUUUGUUGGUAGUAAAAGAUAUAUGGAUCAAUUGUACUUUGAUGGUAUGGCAAUUUCUUCUGCAGUUGGUUUUCCUGAUAUAUUUAUAACUUUCACAUGUAAUCCUACAUGGCCUGAAAUCACAAGGGAGCUUGCAAAAAACAACUUGAAACCUCAAGAUCGACCGGACAUUGUUUCAAAGGUUUUCAAAAUAAAGUUUGAUGAGCUUAUGAAGGAUUUGACUAAGAGACAUAUCUUAGGCAAGGUGUUAGCAUAUAUGUAUACAAUUGAAUUUCAAAAAAGAGGUCUCCCACAUGCUCAUAUAUUGAUUUUCUUGCAUCCUUCAAGCAAGUAUCCUUCACCUGAAGACAUUGACACUAUCAUUUCUGCUGAGAUACCAAACCCUGAUUCUGACCCUGAGCUUUACAACCUGGUUAAAAAACAUAUGAUACAUGGUCCAUGUGGAUCAUCUAGACUUCAGUCACCAUGCACUGUCAAUGGAAGGUGUACUAAGUUCUUUCCAAAAAAAUUCAAUGAAAAAACCAUUGUUGAUCAAGAUGGAUACCCUGUUUACAGAAGAAGUUCCAAUUCCUAUACGGUGGAAAAAAAUGGUGUUACUUUGGACAAUGGUUAUGUUGUUCCAUAUAAUAAGAGACUAUUGCUCAAAUAUCAAGGUCAUAUCAAUAUGGAAUGGUGUAACCAAUCAUCAUCAAUUAAAUAUUUGUUCAAAUACAUACACAAAGGUUAUGAUAGAAUCACAGCUACAGUUGAAAGAGCUCAAAACAAUGGAGGAAAUCAACAGAUUCAAAUUGAUGAAAUCAAACAAUAUGUUGAUUGCAGAUAUAUUUCACCAUGUGAAGCAUGUUGGAGAAUUUUUUCAUUCAAAAUACAUGGUAGGAAGCCUGCUGUAGAGAGAAUGUUUUUUCAUCUGGUCGGAGAAAAUACUAUAUAUUUCACUGAUUUUGACCGGAUGGAAAACAUUUUGGAAAAACCAAGUGUCACCGAGUCUAUGUUCACAUCAUGGUUGCAAGCAAAUAAAGACUAUCCAGCUGCUAGAAAACUUACAUAUGGUCAGUUUGUCACAAAGUUUACCUACAGCAAGAAAAAGAAAUCUUGGACACCAAGGAAAAGAGGUUUUAAGAUUGGUAGAUUGAUUUGGGUUCCCCCGACAACAGGAGAAUUGUUUUAUUUGCGAAUGAUGUUGACUGUCGUCAAAGGCCCAAUGUCAUAUGAAGAUAUUAAAAAGGUACGUAAUAUACAAUAUGACACAUUCAGAGAUGCAUGUUUUGCAAAAGGAUUUCUUGGAGAUGAUAAGGAGUACAUUAGUGCCAUUAGAGAAGCUCAUGGAUGGGGACCAGGUUUCUUUUUAAGGAGAUUAUUUGUCAUUUUACUAUUGUGUAGUUGUAUGAAUAGACCAUAUUUUGUUUUCAAGAAGACAAUACAGUGGCUUUCUAAUGGAAUCUUAUAUCAACAAAGGGGAAUUGCACUUAAUAAAGAUUUGCAACUGACUGAUGAUGAAAUUGAAAAUUUAACCCUGUUAGAGAUUGAACAGUAUCUGCAAGGUAACAGGAGGUCAUUAAAAGAAUUUGGUUCAAUGCCGUAUCCGAAAGGUUAUGUGCUAGAACAACUGGGGAAUAGACUAAUAUAUGAUGAGAGAAAUUACGAUAUUCAAGCACUUAAAGAAGAAUUUGCAGAAUUAUCUGCUUCACUCACAGAUGAACAGAGAAGGCAUUUUAAAAAAAUAAUGAGUGCUGUGAACAAACAAGAUGGAGGAGUGUUCUUUUUGCAUGGUUAUGGUGGAACAGGAAAAACAUACAUAUGGAGAACACUUGCAAGUGCAUUGAGGUCAAAACAUGAAAUUGUUAUUACUGUUGCAACAAGUGGAAUUGCAGCUCUACUCCUGCCUGGAGGAAGAACAGCUCAUUCAAAAUUUAAAAUUCCUAUUCCCACUUUAGAUAAUUCCAGCUGCAAAAUACCACAUGACAGUGACCUUGCUGAGUUGCUCAGACAAACAAAGUUAAUCAUAUGGGAUGAAGCACCAAUGACUCAUAAAUACUGUUUUGAAUCUUUAGACCGUUGUCUACAGGAUCUAAUGACUAAAAAUGGAGAGGAGAAGAAAAUUUUUGGUGGAAAGGUUGUCGUUUUUGGAGGUGAUUUUAGACAAAUACUUCCGGUAAUUCCAAGAGGAAGCAGAUCUGAUAUUGUCCAUGCUUCAAUCAAUGCAUCUUACAUUUGGGAUCAUGUAGAGGUUUUGACUUUAACAAAAAAUAUGAGACUGCGACAAGGACCAAACAAUGAGGGAAACAAUGAGAUUGAAUCUUUUUCAAAUUGGCUCUUGGCAGUUGGAGAAGGGAGAAUAUCUGAACCUAAUGAUGGCAUUGCACAGAUUGAAAUUCCAGAUGAACUCCUCAUCAAAAAUUUUGAUGAUCCAAUCAAAGGAAUUGUUGAUAGUACUUAUCCAAGUUUUUUGCAGAAUUACAACGAUUAUCAAUAUUUGCUCAGCAGAGCAAUUUUAGCUUCUACAAUUGAAGUAGUUGAUUCAAUAAAUGAAAACAUGCUCAACAUUAUGCCAGGUGAAGAACAAGAAUACUUGAGUGCAAAUGAUAUUGACAGAUCAGAAAUUCAUGAUUAUCAAGUUACACAACUUUUUACUCCUGAAUUUUUGAGUUCUCUACGGACUUCUGGUCUUCCAAGUCACACUAUCAAGUUGAAGGUUGGAGCACCAAUAAUGUUAAUGAGGAAUAUUGACCAAACUCAAGGUUUAUGUAAUGGUACAAGAAUGAUUGUAACCAAGCUAGCUAAUCAUGUGAUUGAAGCUAAAAUAAUUGGUGGCAAGCAUCAUGGCAGUGUAGUUUACAUUCCAAGAUUAGAUAUGUCUCCAUCACAAUCUCCAUGGCCUUUUAAAUUGACUAGAAGGCAAUUCCCUCUAAUGGUAUCAUAUGCCAUGACCAUUAAUAAAUCACAAGGACAGUCUUUGGAUCAUGUUGGUAUUUAUUUGCCAAAAGAUGUUUUUAGUCAUGGUCAAAUAUAUGUUGCCGUUUCAAGAGUUAAAAGCAAACAAGGCAUUAAGUUGUUGAUUCAUGAUGACAACAAAGUUGCUAAAGAGAUGACUAACAAUGUUGUCUUCAAAGAAGUGUUCAACAAUAUCUGA